Molecule: messenger RNA, 1005 nt
Organism: Malurus melanocephalus (red-backed fairy wren)
Lineage: Eukaryota; Metazoa; Chordata; Aves; Passeriformes; Maluridae
Product: zinc finger protein 239-like
Exons: 2
Coding region: 1-960 (319 amino acids)
Biological process (GO): positive regulation of reciprocal meiotic recombination
Cellular component (GO): nucleus
Molecular function (GO): histone H3K4 methyltransferase activity; histone H3K36 methyltransferase activity; recombination hotspot binding
Source: RefSeq, a predicted model, not a curated record
AUGGAGGAGGCUGUGAGGAGGAGGAGGAUGCCCCAGGACUCCCAGGCAGAGAAUGAGCUGAGGAUUGAGAUCAAGGAGGACAAAUCCCAACAGCAGAAAGUCAUGGAAGAGGUGGUUUUCAGCAGCUCCAUGGCACAGGAAUCCAAUGGGGAGGAAAAGCCCCGGAGAUCUUGUGCAAGGAGGGGCUUCAAACCCAGCCCAGGGUGCUCUGAGGGGGAAAGACCCACCCAGUGUCAGGAAGGCACUCAGAGCUUCAGCCGGGGCUUGGAGCUGGGGGUCCAUGAGCAGCUUCACUCUGGGGAGAAGCCCUACAAGUGUGGGGAAUGUGGGAAGGGCUUCAGCACGAGCACCCUCCUGCUCCGUCACCGACUGAUCCACACUGGGGAAUGGCCCUACGAGUGUGUGGAAUGUGGGAAGGGCUUCAGCUGCAGCUCUCAACUGAUCCAGCACCAGCGCAUCCACACUGGGGAGAGACCCUAUGAGUGUGGGGAAUGUGGGAAGAGCUUCAGCUGCAGUUCGAGUCUGACUGUCCACCUGAGGAGCCACACAGGGGAGAGGCCCUACCAGUGUGGGAAAUGUGGGAAGGGCUUCAGAGAGAAGUUCCAUCUGAUAAGGCACCAUCGCACCCACACUGGGGAGAGGCCCUACCAGUGUGGGGAAUGUGGGAAGACCUUCAGUCAGAGCUCCAACCUCAUCUCCCACCAGCGGAUCCACACUGGGGAAAGGUGCUACGAAUGUUCUGAAUGUGGGAAGAGGUUUCAGACCAGCUCCAAUCUCCUCAAGCAUCAGCCAAUUCACACAGAUGAGAGGCCUUUCCGCUGCCCCGACUGUGGGAAGGGCUUCAAGCAAAACUCCCAUCUCAUCACCCACCAGCGCAUCCACACUGGGGAGAGGCCCUACAAGUGUUCCCAGUGUGGGAAGAGCUUCUCCAGGAGCUCUCACUUGAUCCAACACCAAUGAAGGCACCGGUAAGGGAAUCCCUGUGAGUGCCCUGACUGCAGGAAA